Brassica oleracea var. oleracea is the source of this 1227-nucleotide messenger RNA. Its product is annotated as phosphoglycerate mutase-like protein AT74. Gene Ontology annotation, molecular function: phosphatase activity. The record is from RefSeq and is a predicted model, not a curated record. The coding region runs from base 112 to 1059 and encodes 315 amino acids. The transcript is spliced from 2 exons. NCBI's taxonomy places the organism in Eukaryota, Viridiplantae, Streptophyta, Magnoliopsida, Brassicales, Brassicaceae.
CAGGAACAUUGAAACCCGUUUUGUGCUAAGAAGCUUGAGCAAGAAGGUAUUGCAAGAGAAAGUCUUCUUAGAGAUUAAAUAAAAAGCCCUAGAAAAAUUGGCUCAUCAUCCAUGAGUCCAGACAACAAGCUCCUUCCGAAGCGGAUCAUCCUCGUACGUCACGGCGAAUCCGAAGGCAACCUCGACACGGCGGCGUACACGACGACACCGGAUCCCAAGAUCCAGUUAACCGAAUCCGGUUUGCUUCAGGCGCAAGAAGCCGGAGCUCGUCUCCACUCGCUGAUCUCAUCAUCGAACCCUUCUUCGCCGGAGUGGCGCGUGUACUUCUACGUUUCGCCGUACGAUCGGACACGAUCUACGCUCCGGGAGAUCGGACGGUCGUUCUCGCGUCGCCGCGUGAUCGGCGUUCGCGAAGAAUGUCGGAUCAGGGAACAGGACUUUGGGAAUUUUCAGGUCGAAGAGAGAAUGAGAGAGACCAAAGUGGACAGAGAGAGGUUUGGUCGGUUCUUCUACCGGUUCCCGGAAGGUGAAUCCGCCGCCGAUGUCUUUGAUCGUGUCUCCAGUUUUCUUGAGUCUCUAUGGAGAGACAUAGACAUGAACAGACUUCACAUCAACCCGUCACACGAGCUAAACUUUGUGAUUGUCUCGCACGGUUUAACAUCACGUGUCUUUUUGAUGAAAUGGUUCAAGUGGACCGUGGAACAGUUCGAGGCGCUGAACAACCCCGGGAACAGCGAGAUCAGAGUUAUGGAGCUAGGACAAGGCGGCGACUACAGCUUGGCGAUUCAUCACACUGAGGAAGAGUUGGAGAAAUGGGGCUUGUCACCAGAGAUGAUCGCUGAUCAGAAGUGGCGUGUUAACGCGCAUAAAGGCGAGUGGAAAGAAGAUUGUAAGUGGUAUUUUGGUGAUUUCUUUCAUGAUCUGGCUGAUUCUGAUAAAGAAUGCGAGACCGAGGCAGCCGUUGAAGAACGAGAAGUACAUGAGGAGGUGGAAAACAAUAUGUUAACGAACUCAGAAGAUAACAAUGAGGAUGAGUUAUGCAAUGGACAAUGCAGCUGAUAAGUUUACAGAACAGAAGAAUUCAGAUUUGAUUUUUUGAAAAUUGUACCACUUACUGAUGAAGUUCUAUAGCUUUUGGUUUGUGGGAAAGUGUUGUACAAAACCUGUGUGUGGUCUCUAUAGAUACACAGAAACAUUACAUGAACUUUGAAGAAUAUCCUUUUAUUA